Molecule: messenger RNA, 250 nt
Organism: Prorocentrum cordatum
Lineage: Eukaryota; Dinophyceae; Prorocentrales; Prorocentraceae
Source: the annotation of a GenBank genome assembly
CGAUGGCGGGUCUCGCUUUUCCACCCUCCCCCCCGCUUCUCUGUGCUGCCCGCCUCUUUUCCUGUUGCUGCUUCUCUUGCCCACCCCGCUUCUGGCUCAGAUUGAUUCUGAGCUUGGCCGUGCGAACUUCAGAACGGCGCUGCACGACCGAGGCUUUUUCUUGGGCGGCUCUCUCAUCAGAGAAUUUAAAAAGGUCCCCGCGCAUAAGGGCGUCGAGGAGACUGGAAUCAGCUGGGAGAACAGGUUCUGA